This is a messenger RNA of Cajanus cajan (pigeon pea), 309 nucleotides long. The record is from RefSeq and is a predicted model, not a curated record. Lineage: Eukaryota; Viridiplantae; Streptophyta; Magnoliopsida; Fabales; Fabaceae.
AUGCAGGCCUUGCUCAGGAAGUAUGGGGUUGUUCAUAGAAUUUCUACACCCUACCACCCCCAAACUAAUGGGCAAGCCGAGAUUUCAAAUAGGGAUAUCAACAGGAUCUUGGAGAAGAUUGUGCAGCCCAACAGGAAAGAUUGGAGCAGCAAGCUGGAGGAUGCUCUCUGGGCAUGUAGAACUGCUUACAAAGCACCCAUAAGGAUAUCUAUUUAUCGGGUUGUCUUUGGCAAAGCAUGUCAUCUUCCUGUUGAGAUAGAGCACCGAGCCUAUUGGGCUGUGAAAACCUGCAACUUCUCUAUUGAUUAG